ACAUAAACUCCCACCCGCUCCAUCCGAACGACGCCUUCGGUGGCAAGUUAAGUGACCGAGGCUAUUUUCGUUUACGUGCCUUGCGAGAUGCAGGUUAAGGAAGCUUGAAGAGCAAAUACAAUGGGAGAUGUAGUAAAACCUUGUCCGGUUAAUCAAAAUAAAGAACACGGAAAUGUAGACGGUGGUGACGAUGUUGAGUAUGGAACAGUCCCCCCACGACAGAACUCUUUACGUCUGGACGACUGGGAUGGCGGACAGAACGCUAAACCAGAGAAAGCCUCUCUGAAAAAAAAGGGAACCCCAGGGAACCAUGGGAACAGCAGAGGACCACCCAAUAGAGCGAGCAGCCCGGUCGCGUUGAAAAACGAGAGCCUCCACCUAGGAGCCAGGGUAAACGACAGCCCAAAAGAUCGAGGUAGUGGAAGUUCGGACAACGGGAGAGACUUUAAAGGUGGAGUCGGGGUCCCCGCGGGAAGCCAGCCAAGAACAGAUUCCGUUCACGAAGGCGAAGAUGGCAGAGGAUGCAAGAGCGGAAGGCGGCAGCUGCUGAAAGACCCAGCAACUAUAGAAUUGUCAGAAGUGCCAACAGGAGGGUCUGAAAACAAGAAGCAGAGGAAGGCUCGCAAGUCGAGACGAAGCCGAAAAGAAGAGUGUGAUCCGGAGGAGGAGAUGGAAGGGCCCGUCAUAGAUGAGUCCAUGCUGUCCGUGAAGGAACUCCUGGGCUUACAACAGGCCGAAGAGAGGCUGAAACAAGAUUGUAUCGACAGGCUGAGAAGGCGUCCGCGAAACUGCCCAACGGCCAAGUACACCUGCAAGCUCUGCGAUGUCCUAGUCGAAUCCAUCGCUUACGCUCAUAAGCAUAUUAAAGAGAAGAGGCACAAGAAGAACAUUAAGGAGAAGCAAGAGGAACGACUGCUUACCACCUUACCUCCUCCAACACCAUCCCAGAUAAAAGCCAUUGGGGUUGCGAUUGACAAAGUAGUCGAGGAGUUUGGUUUAAGUGAAGAAGACUUGGAGCGAAGACUGGAAAUCAAAUGCGUCAUGGAAAACCUGUUGAAGCAGAAGUUGCCAGGUUGUUCCUUAAGACUAUAUGGCUCCUCUUGCAGCAGAUUUGGUUUCAAAGAUUCGGACAUAAACAUCGAUAUCCAAUAUCCGGCUAGUAUGGCCCAGCCAGAUGUUCUCUUACGUGUUCAAGAAAGUUUAAAGCACAGCGAGUCUUUUGUUGAUGUGGAUGCGGAUUUCCAUGCUAGGGUGCCAGUCGUGCUGUGCAGAGAAAAGCAAAGCACACUCCUCUGCACUGUGAGCGCGGGGAACGAAAGUGCUUAUCUGACCACAAACCUCUUGACUCAACUCGGAAAGUUGGAACCUAACCUGGUCCCUUUGGUGAUCGCCUUCAGACGCUGGGCAAAGUUGUGUUCCACGGAUCGGCCAGAAGAAGGAAGUUUACCGCCGUAUGUGUUCGCUUUGAUGGCCAUUUUCUUCCUCCAGCAAAGAAGUGAGCCUGUGCUGCCGGUAUACUUGGGAUCUUCGAUCGGAGGAUUCUCAGUAAACAAAUUAGUGGACUUUAACCUUCAGGAAGUUGAAAAUAAUGCUGUGAUUUGGGAGCACACCAUUGCAGUGGGCGAUGCUGACUCUCCGAAGGAAGCUGCUCCAAAGGAAAACUUGCUUAAAAGGGGCAAGGCUCCCUUGGUUUUUGAGGAAGAACGCCGGUGUGUGGUGCCAGUUGGCCAACUUUGGGUGGAAAUGCUACGCUUCUACGCCCUGGAAUUUAAUUUGGCCGAAUUGGUCAUCAGUAUCCGCGUGAAAGAAACGAUAUCCCGUGAAUUGAAGGACUGGCCCAAGAAACGCAUUGCUGUGGAAGACCCUUACUCCGUUAAGAGGAAUGUGGCAAGAACUCUCAACAGUCAACUUGUGUAUGAAUACAUCCUUCACUGUCUGAGGUCAACCUACAAAUACUUCGCCCUCCCGCACAGAAGACCGACCAAAACCUCCCCCAGAUCCCCCCUGAACGUGGAUUCAGAUGACCCUUCUCCAGCUCCGGAAUACUCCCCGAGUGGCACGGAGCCCGACCCCUCCAGGAAAGCGAGAUGUGAACUGCCGGCGUCCUUGGUUUGGAGCAACUGCUUCCAGCCUUUGGAUCUGGCCGCGAUGGAGCAGGAUCGCAGAGAUGGCUACGGAAGUCUGACCAAGGAGGAGCCGGGAGCCAGCCCGGAGGACUCCGACUGUGUCGUCGAAGAGGUCAUCUCGGAGGAGGCUGUGGACACCAGACCACCCCACGAGACCCCCGCAAGAUGGGAUGGCGAAGAAGGGGAGAAGGACCAGGGAGCAGAGGAGCAGAAACAGCCGAUGGCCGGCAAUCCGGCUCUAUCCAAUGGCGGGGAGAGCCAGGAGCCGCUGGCUCCGCCCGAGGAGCCAGACCCGGAGGCGGACGGCAUCUCCGACCCAGAGGGUUUUCAGAAGGUUCCGGCCCCGGCGGAGAACGACGAAUUUGGCCCCCUGGACGACAAGGCUGACGGCGACGAGGAGAGCGCCGAGGAAACGGAUGAACCGGACCAUCCCCUCUGCGGAGGGGCCCCUCCCCCACGAGGCCAGGCCCGGGAAGUCACCAACUGGGAGGAGGAAGAGGAGGAGGAAGAGGAGGAGGAGGAAGAGGAGAGGGAGGAGGAGGAGGAGGAAGAGGAGGAGGAGGAAGGAGAACCUCGCCUUGCCGGGAACCAGAGAGAGGCCGGGACUGACAGGACGGUAGCUGACAAGCUGGACGGUACUGACGCUGGAUCUGGGAUGGAGGAUGCCCUGUUUGGACACGGAGAUUUGGAAGAACUUAGAAAGGCUACAGAUGAGUACCUGCAGUUGGAACUAGAGAACGACCUUUAUUGGGAAAACGACUACUUCUGGGAGGACGGGUUUCUGCCGAUCAUUGAGGAUGGAGACUACGAUCUCUACUACGAGUUCAGUAAACUGGCCUUCACCAAGGGCAAGGUACCUACAGUUGUUUGCAGUUUAUGCAAAAGGGAAGGUCACUUGAAGAAGGACUGUCCUGAGGACUUCAAAAAAGCCAAGCUGGAUCCUUUACCGCCGCUAACACCCAAAUUUUCCAACAUCUUAUCUCAAGUGUGCAUCCAGUGUUUCAAGGACUUUGCUCCAGUUACUUUAGAAGAUCAAGCCCGUGAAAAUAUCCGGCAGAACCUAGAAUCUUUCAUCAGACAGGAGUUUCCAGGAACUAAAUUGAGCUUGUUUGGCUCCUCCAAAAAUGGAUUUGGGUUCAAACAAAGUGACCUUGACAUCUGUAUGACAAUUGAUGGACUUAAAACGGCUGAGACGCUGGAUUGCAUAAGAACUAUUGAAGAGCUAGCAAGAGUCCUCAAGAAGCAUUCAGGCCUGAGGAACAUACUACCCAUUACAACAGCCAAGGUGCCGAUUGUCAAGUUCUUCCACGUUCGAAGUGGCCUGGAAGUGGAUAUCAGUUUGUACAACACAUUGGCCCUCCACAAUACAAGACUUUUGUUUGCUUAUUCGGCCAUCGACCCCCGAGUGAGAUAUCUGUGCUACACCAUGAAAGUAUUUACCAAGAUGUGCGACAUCGGCGAUGCGUCUAGAGGCAGUUUGUCCUCCUAUGCCUACACUCUUAUGGUGCUAUAUUUUCUGCAGCAGAGAAAACCACCGGUUAUUCCUGUUCUUCAAGAGAUCAGCGACGAGGAAGAAAGCCCUGAAAUCCUAGUAGAUGGCUGGGACACUUACUUUUUUGACCAGAUAGAUAAACUGCCAGACUACUGGCCAGAUUAUGGAAAAAAUACCGAGUCUGUUGGCGAGCUGUGGUUGGGCCUUCUUCGUUUCUACACCGAGGAAUUCGAUUUUAAAGAACAUGUCAUUUGCAUCAGGACGAAAAGUCUCCUUACAACUUUCAAGAAGCAGUGGACCUCAAAGUACAUCGUCAUCGAGGAUCCCUUUGAUCUCAACCACAACCUUGGAGCUGGACUCUCCAGAAAAAUGACCAAUUUUAUAAUGAAGGCUUUCAUUAAUGGUAGAAGACUGUUUGGUACUCCAGUCAAGGGAUUUCCUAAAGACUAUUACUCAAAAAUGGAGUAUUUCUUCGAUCCGGAAGUCCUGACCGAAGGGGAGCUGGCACCCAAUGACAGGUGCUGCCGGAUUUGCGGCAAAAUCGGGCACUUUAUGCGAGACUGCCCUCUGCGGAGAAAGUUGAGGCGGCGGCGGGAUCACGAAGACCCCAAAAGCCAGCGGUGCCCCGACAAUAAAGAGAAGACGGUCCAAGAGGACCAAGAAGCUCAGAGCAAGAUUGUUGAGAAAGAGCCGUCGGUGAAGGAGGGCCAGGCUCAGCAGAAACCCAGGCAGAGCCGGGGCGGGCCGGAAAUGGGAAAGGACAAGAUGCCCCGGCAGUUGACCGAGAAGUGGAAGCGACAGGAAGACAAAGAGCUGAGAGAGAAGCGCUGCUUCAUCUGUGGGAGAGAAGGCCACAUUAAGAAAGACUGCCACCUGUUAAAAGGCAUCACAAGUUUUUGCGCAGCAGAUGGUCUUCAGGGACCCCUGCUCUCUUCUAGCCCUUUGAAACCAACUGGCAAAUUCAGUCAGGCAAUGCAGGAAGACAAAAAGAAGCAAAAAGCCAAGUUGUCUGUGAGUCCCCAGUCAGGAAGCCUUCCCAAUAAAUACAUGACUCAGGGAAAAGCCUCACCGAAGAAGACGCAACUAGAAUUCUGAGGGAGCCGGCACCCGCGUCGGAUUUGGGAUUGAAGCAUCCGAGGUCCCCGGGCCGACAGCACAUAUCAGUAUUUAACUUGUAUUUCAAGAAAGUGGCUAGUUUUGCCUUUCGUGAACCAUGUCUAAGAAAAGGUUAUUUUUAAUUAGGGACGUCUGCCUCACAUACGCUCCCCUUACAUGUGAACGUUUGAAUAGAAAGCCAUGAUGUUUGAAUUGGACGUUUAGCUACGGGUCAGAAGGAAAAAUUACAUUGUCAUGGUUUUAACCCUUUCAAAAUGCACUAAAAAAAAAAAAGCGGGUGUGCUUGCGCGUGUGUGUGUGUGCGUGCGUGGGUGCGCAAUUUUCAAUGAGGUUUUUCAAGAAUUCGACCCCCUCAUCGUGGAACAAGUGACUAGAGAAUCAGCGGUUACCGGGAGGCCAUUUUCACUUUGUUUUCUUCAAGAUUUCAACCCCCACAGUACGGAACAGACGACUGACGAAUCGGCGGUUACGGAGCUGCAGGCUUUUCGUCUCUUACCGCUCUUGCCGAAAGCAAGGUUUUUGAAGGGGGACACGGUAUCUGUUGUUGUUUACCAAAUCCUUGUGUAAAAGUCUUUCAAAUAUUUGUGAACUAUUCCUACUGUAUUUGCAAACAUUAUUUUCUUGUUAUCUGUCAAAAGCUGAUACCAUUGGACAGUAGUGACCCUUUAUGUUGAGUCUCUGUGGGGAGGGCAGUGCCAUUGAGCUUUGCUUUCCCCUCCCUCCCCCGCCCCCCACCCCUGUGAUUUUUAGAAGAGUUGAUAAUACUGCUGUGCUUGUGUACAAGACGAGACUGUGAAGCAGGUGAUCCUGUUUGAGGCUGGAGAAAAACUCUCUACAAACCGCGACCGAGAAAUGAAAGCACUUGACGGAAAUGUUGGGCGAAUCAGCUUGCAGGGGGGAGCGUGUUCCUCGCUCCCGAGGGACUUACUGCCCAUCGGUGUCACCCUGGGUAUCCCCCCCACGUCCAUUAGGAAUCGAAGCAUCCGACUCCCCGUCUCGACUCCGCCGCUCGUAUUCGUAACUGAAAAGAAUUAAAGGUGGAAGUUCCAAUUUUAUUUUUUUUCCUCUCCCCCGCC
Messenger RNA from Tachyglossus aculeatus (Australian echidna), 5810 nucleotides. RefSeq names its product terminal uridylyl transferase 7 (gene TUT7). Gene Ontology annotation, molecular function: RNA uridylyltransferase activity; nucleic acid binding; zinc ion binding. The coding region runs from base 121 to 4713 and encodes 1530 amino acids. Lineage: Eukaryota; Metazoa; Chordata; Mammalia; Monotremata; Tachyglossidae. The record is from RefSeq and is a predicted model, not a curated record. The transcript has 30 exons.